Messenger RNA from Closterium sp. Naga37s-1, 2127 nucleotides. NCBI's taxonomy places the organism in Eukaryota, Viridiplantae, Streptophyta, Zygnematophyceae, Desmidiales, Closteriaceae. The record is from the annotation of a GenBank genome assembly.
AUGUCUCUUGCUAUGUCGCUUUCGUUCUAUCGCUCGGCGUAUGUUGCUCUCUUUCUCUCUCGCUGUCAACGUCUCUCUCUCUCCCCACUUUCUCUCGCUCUCCCUCUCUCUGCCGCUCUCGCUCUCCCUCUCUCUGCUCCUCUCGCUCUCCCUCUCUCUGCUGCUCUCGCUCUCCCUCUCUCUGCUGCUCUCACUCUCCCUCUCUCUACCACAUUCUCUCUCCGCCAAAUUCUCUCUCUCUCUCCCGCAUUCUCUCUCCGCCAAAUUCUCUCUCUCUCUCUCUGCUACGUUCUCUCUCUCUCCCCCGCAUUCUCUCUCCCCCGCAUUCUCUGUCCCCCGCAUUCUCUCUCCCCCGUGUUCUCUCUCCCCCGCAUUCUCUCUCCCCCGCAUUCUCUCUCCCCCGCACUCUCUCUCCCCCGCACUCUCUCUCCCCCGCAUUCUCUCUCCCCCGCAUUCUCUCUCCCCCGCAUUCUCUCUCCCCCGCAUUCUCUCUCCCCCGCAUUCUCUCUCCCCCGCAUUCUCUUUCCCCCGCAUUCUCUCUCCCCCGCAUUCUCUUUCCCCCGCAUUCUCUCUCCCCUGCAUUCUCUCUCCCCCGCAUUCUCUCUCCCCCGCAUUCUCUUUCCCCGCAUUCUCUCUCCCCUGCAUUCUCUCUCCCCCGCAUUCUCUCUCCCCCGCAUUCUCUCUCCACCGCAUUCUCUUUCCCCCGCAUUCUAUCUCCCCUGCAUUCUCUCUCCCCCGCAUUCUCUCUCCCCCGCAUUCUCUCUGCCCCACAUUCUCUCUCUCUCUCCCGCAUUCUCUCUCCGCCAAAUUCUCUCUCUCUCUCUCUCUCUCUCUCUCUCUCUCUCUCUCUCUCUGCUGCGUUCUCUCUCUCUCUCCCGCAUUCUCUCUCCCCCGCAUUCUCUCUCCCCCGCACCCUCUGUCCCCCGCAUUCUCUGUCCCCCGCGUUCUCUCUCCCCCGCGUUCUCUUUCCCCCGCAUUCUCUCUCCCCCGCAUUCUCUCUCCCCCACACUCUCUCUCCCCCGCAUUCUCUCUCCACCGCAUUCUCUCUCCCCCGCAUUCUCUCUCCCCCGCAUUCUCUCUCCCCCGCAUUCUCUUUCCCCCGCAUUCUCUCUCCCCCGCAUUCUCUCUCCCCCGCACUCUCUCUCCCCCGCAUUCUCUCUCCCCCGCAUUCUCUCUCCCCCGCAUUCUCUCCCCCCCGCAUUCUCUCUCCCCCGCAUUCUCUUUCCCCCGCAUUCUCUCUCCCCCGCAUUCUCUUUCCCCCGCAUUCUCUCUCCCCUGCAUUCUCUCUCCCCCGCAUUCUCUCUCACCCGCAUUCUCUCUCCCCCGCAUUCUCUUUCCCCAGCAUUCUCUCUCCCCUGCAUUCUCUCUCCCCCGCAUUCUCUCUCCCCCGUAUUCUCUCUCCCCCGCAUUCUCUUUCCCCCGCAUUCUCUCUCCCCCGCAUUCUCUCUCCCCCGCAUUCUCUCUCCCCCGCAUUCUCUCUCCCCCGCAUUCUCUCUCCCCCGCAUUCUCUUUCCCCCGCAUUCUCUCUCCCCCGCAUUCUCUUUCCCCCGCAUUCUCUCUCCCCUGCAUUCUCUCUCCCCCGCAUUCUCUCUCACCCGCAUUCUCUCUCCCCCGCAUUCUCUUUCCCCCGCAUUCUCUCUCCCCUGCAUUCUCUCUCCCCCGCAUUCUCUCUCCCCCGCAUUCUCUCUCCCCCGCAUUCUCUUUCCCCCGCAUUCUCUCUCCCCCGCAUUCUCUCUCCCCCGCAUUCUCUCUCCACCGCAUUCUCUUUCCCCCGCAUUCUCUCUCCCCUGCAUUCUCUCUCCCCCGCAUUCUCUCUCCCCCGCGUUCUCUCUGCCCCACAUUCUCUCUCUCUCUCUCCCGCAUUCUCUCUCUGCCAAAUUCUCUCUCUCUCUCUCUCUGCUGCGUUCUCUCUCUCUCUCUCCCGCAUUCUCUCUCCCCCGCAUUCUCUCUCCCCCGCACCCUCUGUCCCCCGCAUUCUCUGUCCCCCGCAUUCUCUCUCCCCCGCAUUCUCUCUCCCCCGCAUUCUCUCUCCCCCGCAUUCUCUCUCCCCCGCAUUCUCUCUCCCCCGCAUCCUCUCUCCCCCGCAUUCUUGUCAAACUUAUAUGCUAUAGUCUGUGUAGGCUGUAG